AUGAAGCCGAAGAAGCUUCCAAUUAUCCUCCUCUUGCUGACAUUUGAAAGAGCCCAAGCUUCAUUGCCAUAUAGCAUACCCAACUUAGGCAAGCAUAUCACAUCAGUUUGGGCGCAAAUUGCUUACUGUUAUGCAAAGAUCGCCGCUCCAGCAGCUGGCAAUGAGUCCCAGGUCCUCUUUCCCGCCCUCUCCGCUGUCGAUGUGACCAUCGAUGGCAAGACCUACCAUCUACCGCAGUCAGACGAACGACCUGUGGAGAUCAUGCUACAAGAUGGAUCACUCGCCCAGCUCUUGGCCACUCAAGUCGUGAUGCGGGGCCAGACUCUGCCCAUACCCAGCGAUCUCUCAAAGCCUAUUACUGUGGGUGGCCAGACUAUCCAAGCCCAGCCUGGACAAUCCACGACACCCGACACAAGCAGUCCUGAUGGUAGCGAUAACGGAGGAGGUGGAUUGUUUGGAUUCUUGGGAAAAGUGGGCGGUGCCGCUGGCUCAGUAGCAAAAGACAUCGGCAAUGCAGCAUCAGGUGCUGCCAGCUUCGCCUCAGGCGCGGCGGGUGGCGCUGAAGUAGCUGCUGCCAGUCUUUCAGGAACAUUCUCCGGGGCAGCGAACAGUGCAAAUGGCGUCGUCUCUUCUCUCAACGGCAUUCAGCAAUCGUUCCCAGCUGAUGGCCUCAGCAAAUCUGGCAUGGAAGUCUUCAACAAAGCGCAGAAUGCAGGACGCAGCUCGGCCAACUGGAUGCAGUCACUGGGCACCAUGCUCCAAGGCUUCGACAGUCUCAAGCCCGAAGUUCAGCAAAAAGUUCGGAGCAACAUGGCGGACUACUCUAAGCCAGGAGGACAAUUGGCGCAGGCGGCUAGUGCAUUGAAAGCGCUUGAAGACUUUCCGUGGGAGCAGGAAGCGCCAAGGACGGAAGCACCGAAGACAGACUUGCCGUCAGCGACUGCCACUCCGAAGGCCAGUGAAAGUGCUCGGCCUCUGGAAUACUCCAUCAUCACAAAAGUCGGAACACCCAAAGAUGUGUUCGAAAGGUUUGUGCAUGAGCUAGACAACGGCGUUGGACAUUCGAUCUACACCCCAUACAGCCAAAUUUACAAGACGCUUCUUAAUCAAACCGAGGCAGAAGAUCUGAAGGCCAAGUACGACUUCCUCGUGGUUGUCUACAACGAUGCGUCUGUAACCGACCAGGCUGAUGUGGGACAUGGUACUAAGAUGGCUACAAUCGCUGGUGGAAAGCUUGACGGCAUUUCCCCCAACGCGAAUCUGUAUCUGGUGAAAAUUAUGGGCCAAUGGAACGCUGGAACCAGUUCAACAGCGCAAGAAAAACCUGGAAGAAUACAACCCGCGGCUCUGAGGGUCGCCUUUGACGAAGUUAGACGCCAUGUCGAAGCCAGACGCAGUGUUGACCCAAACACCAAGUCGGUAAUCAACAUGUCAUGGGGUGUACAAUUGCUUAUAAACGACCAGACCAAAAAGCCAUUUGGAGCAGGCGCUGAGAUUGAAGCGCUGUUCCCAGACUUUCAAGGAUGGUGCGAAAGCCUUAAGAUUCCCAUGGUUUUGGCUGCUGGAAACGACCCUACCAGAUACUUGCACGAACAGGUACCCCAAAAGUUCGGAACCCCAGACAACGGAAUCAUCACCAUCGGGGGCGUCGAGCCUGAUGGCACUUACUACGAAAAUACAACGCCAAAGCAUGCUGGUGAUGCUGGCUCUAUGUCUGCCUACGCCCCAGCAAGGGAUGUCAGAGUGCCUUCCGAUGGUAUCGAUUACCACACAGGUACAAGUCAAGCAGCUGCUAUUACGUCUGGCAUGAUAGCGUAUCUCUUUGCCGCCCCAGGCGUCGGAAUGAUUACCCAUCCUGAUAUUCCGAAGCCUGACGAACACAUGAAGAAAUUUGUCGUUGGUCAUGCAUGGUCAAGAGUUUCGUUGGACAGACGGGGAGGGGUACUGGACUUGAACGUUAUCUACAAUCUUGCCAGAGGCGACACCCAACAUCAGGACAAUCCAAUCGGUAUCAGCCUGUUCAAGUUCUCGAAGCGCCACCAGCUCUGUGAGGAUGGCCACAUCCUCCAUAUCGACGAGCUUCUCCAUGGCCAUGACUUCGUCCACAACGCCGUCUUCAUCCGCACCACUGUCUUCGCCAUCAACAUCUUCUUCCUCACAAAGUCCAUCUCCAUUGGCGCCCAAUCCGCCAUCCCCGUCGCCCGCUCCUCCACCAUCUACGCCAGCUCCUAUGCCAGCACAGAGUCGUUCUCGGGUAAGCGACGCUCCGUGCGUAAGAAGAUGGACCAGUUUGGAGGGUGUAUGCGAUGA
Molecule: messenger RNA, 2310 nt
Organism: Parastagonospora nodorum SN15
Lineage: Eukaryota; Fungi; Ascomycota; Dothideomycetes; Pleosporales; Phaeosphaeriaceae
Exons: 9
Coding region: 1-2310 (769 amino acids)
Biological process (GO): proteolysis
Molecular function (GO): serine-type endopeptidase activity
Source: RefSeq, a predicted model, not a curated record